AUGUCCUUCUCCAUGACCGCCCUCCGGGGCGUUGCCUCGCGACUCCUGACGCAGCCCAGAACCGCCAUCACCACCCUCCGCACACCCAUCCUCACACAAUGCCGAUCCUCUCCAGUCGCCCGCACCUUUUCCACAACCCCGACCUCCCUCCUGAAAAGCUCCAAAAACCCAGCAGCCGCGGCAGCACGCGCAAAAGCCCAAGCCGCCUAUAGGGCGAGGCAAAAAGCCCAAGCCGCCAAGGCCAAAGCCAAGGGCAAGGGCCGCGGGCGGCGCGGGGACGCGCCGAGCGACCCCAAGAUGAUGAAUAUGGCGCUGCACUUCAAGGUGCUGACGACGCGCAACGUGCCGCCGCCGCUGCGCAUGGCGCGCAACCGGCACCUGCGGCACUGGACGAUCCACCGGGCGUGGCUGCUGUUCCGGCGGCGGCAGCGGCACGCGCGCGAGCGCACCCUCAUGCGCCAGUACCAGAGCAUGAUGGCCGCGUGCGAGGAGCUCCGGCUCACGGCGGGGCCGGGCACCCGCGACGAGGGCUACCUGUACCGCGUGGCCAUGCAGAAGCACGGCGUGUACGGCCUCAACGCGGUGCCGAUUGAGUACGCUAGGGCGCAGACCGAGACACCGGCCAGGGUGGCGUGGAAUCAUGACUGGAAGCGGAGUUGA
Messenger RNA from Canariomyces notabilis, 660 nucleotides. RefSeq lists its product as uncharacterized. The record is from RefSeq and is a predicted model, not a curated record. Gene Ontology annotation, molecular function: structural constituent of ribosome. The transcript has a single exon. Gene Ontology annotation, biological process: mitochondrial translation. Bases 1 to 660 code for a protein of 219 amino acids. NCBI's taxonomy places the organism in Eukaryota, Fungi, Ascomycota, Sordariomycetes, Sordariales, Chaetomiaceae.